Messenger RNA from Durusdinium trenchii, 1248 nucleotides. The record is from the annotation of a GenBank genome assembly. Lineage: Eukaryota; Dinophyceae; Suessiales; Symbiodiniaceae.
AUGGAAGUCCAAAGUGCCAUUCAGUUUCAAGGCAGCCAGCGAGAUGAUAGCGCCAGUCGGCAUCAGGGCAACUUGGUGGAGGAGCAAUUGCCACUUCCAGGUCCUGGAGGAGGAAAGAAGCAUGGAGUGCCACCCUCAACGGCACGAAAGCUGGCAGCCAACUCAGCAAUGCUGAGUGCUAUGAUGGUGAUGUCUGUUCGAGGGCUCUUUGGACAGCUCUCGAGCUUCAACAGCCUGAUCAAGGUUUGUGCCAAGUCUGUCUCCGACUCUGGACCGGCGGGAGCGCUGGCGGCGGCAGAAGGUGCCUUCCGGUCUAUGCUGGAGGCGGAGGUGCAACCGGAUACCAUCAGCUGCUCAGUUCGCAGGCUACAACUCCUUGCAUCCUGGCAGAGCGUGGCAGAGCGGGAGUGCGACGCCUGCGCACGAGCGGGGGAUUCGGAGAGAGCCAGGGAGUGGCUGUGCGCCAUGACGCAGGCCAGCUUGCAGCCUGAUGUGGUCAGCAGCAGCACCUUAAUCCGCCUGGGCGUCCCAGCCUGGAGCGGGGAGAUGUGGGGUGUGGAGCCCAUGUGCGCUGCUCCUGCGCCCCAGAGGGGCCACUUGCUGCAGCAGCUGCGGGAGCAACGUCAGGCUGUGGAUAGCUGGGCCUAUGCUGCGGCGGCUCGUCCGGGAAAAUCAAGCACAACGAGCACAACGGGCCAUGGAGAUGAGGUCAUUGAUGCGUGUGCACAGCAGGGGGACCUUCGCCAAGCCGGGCAGUGGCUUCGCGCCUGCGAAGAGGAUGAGAAGAUGGGUUGGCGGGCACCUUCGGCAGUCUUGAACACUUGUGCUUCGCGUGGAGCUGCCUCCGCUGCUGAAGGCUGGUUGGAGGAGAUGCUGGAGCGGAGGCUCCGCCCGAAUCUCAUCAGCUUCAAUUCCGUGGCUCGGCACCGGUCUGGCGGGAGCGAAGUGCUGAAGGCCUACGCCCGGUCGAAAAGCUCCGGCAAGUCGACCGACGCAGCAGAGAGGCUGUUCCGGGGCAUGACUGCUGCUGAGGUAGCACCAGACCUCAUCAGCUACAACUCAGCUUUGAGCGUUGCAGUGGCCACCGGUUCCCCCGCUGCCAUCGAACGCUGGGUGCGGCGCCUUUGCGCGGCGCAGCUGCGGCCCGACGGGGCGACCUUCACGACGCUGCUGCGCGAGGCAGGCAAAGAUGUGGAGCCUUGGGCGGAAUUCAAGCGAGUGGCUCCUCUCGGCGGGCGGUCAACCUAA